Hibiscus syriacus is the source of this 2763-nucleotide messenger RNA. Its product is annotated as STE20/SPS1-related proline-alanine-rich protein kinase-like. The record is from RefSeq and is a predicted model, not a curated record. NCBI's taxonomy places the organism in Eukaryota, Viridiplantae, Streptophyta, Magnoliopsida, Malvales, Malvaceae. Gene Ontology annotation, molecular function: protein kinase activity; ATP binding; protein serine/threonine kinase activator activity. The transcript has 22 exons. Gene Ontology annotation, biological process: protein phosphorylation. Bases 394 to 2610 code for a protein of 738 amino acids.
ACUUACACCCAUUGCUUUCUUUUCACUUCUCUCAUGUGAAUGUCUAUACAUUGCUCAUUAAUCAUUAUUUCCCCCCUUCAACCUUUUGCUUCCAUGGGUAUUCAAAUCAUGCUCCGUGUAAAAGUCUUUUCUAACCCACAUCAUUUUUUUUCUAACAAUAUUAUGCUUCAUGUUUCCUUGUUUCUUUUAUGCGGAUGAAUUUUAUUUUUGAUUACAGGAUGUGGGUUCUAAUCAUCUGCUACAUUUUUCAGUGUUUCAAUAGACUUCAGAUACCUGAACCACCUUUGCUUGCUCUUUAAGAGAAAUUGAGAUCACCUGCCAAGUUUUUUUAAGAUUGAAAGCUGUGUUUUUUUUGUGGGGUUCUAUGACAGUGAAGGAGAGAUCUAAAUUAUAAUGGUGAAGAAGAAGUAUCCAAUUGGGCCAGAGUUUUAUACACUGCAUGAGGCGAUUGGACAGGGCGUUAGUGCUUCUGUGCACCGUGCUGUCUGUUUACCCUUCGACGAGGUUGUUGCAAUCAAAAUUCUUGACUUUGAACGUGAUAACUGUGAUCUGAACAAUGUUUUUCAUGAGGCACAAACAAUGGUCUCGGUUGAACAUCCAAAUGUUCUUAAAUCACAUUGCUCCUUCGUCAGUGAUCAUAAUCUAUGGGUUGUCAUGCCAUACAUGGCUGGGGGAUCUUGUCUCAAUAUACUGAAGGUUGCAUAUCCUGAUGGUUUUGAGGAGGUAGUUAUAGCAACAAUACUUCGUGAAGUGUUGAAAGGUUUAGAGUAUCUUCAUCAUCAUGGGCAUAUACAUCGGGAUGUUAAAGCUGGGAAUAUUCUAAUCGACUCACGUGGUGCAAUCAAGCUGGGAGACUUUGGUGUUUCGGCUUGCAUGUUUGAUUCAGGUGAUAGGCAACGCAUGCGGAAUACAUUUGUGGGGACACCUUGCUGGAUGGCACCUGAGGUUAUGGAGCAAGUGCGUGGUUAUGAUUUCAAGGCGGAUAUCUGGUCAUUUGGAAUAACUGCACUUGAGCUCGCUCAUGGCCAUGCUCCUUUCUCGAAAUAUCCCCCAAUGAAGGUACUGCUUAUGACCUUGCAAAAUGCACCACCAGGCCUGGAUUAUGAAAGAGAUGGUAAAUUUUCUAAGUCUUUCAAGCAAAUGAUAGCUAGCUGCUUGGUGAAAGAUCCUUCAAAAAGGCCUACUUCAAAGAAUUUACUAAAACAUUCUUUUUUUAAGCAAGCAAGGUCAAAUGAUUAUGUUGCACGGACGCUUCUAGAUGCAUUGCCCCCUCUCGGUGUCCGUAUCCAGGAAUUGAAGAGAAAGGAAGAAGAUAUGCUUGCACAAAAGAAAAUGCCUGAUGGUCAAAAGGAAGAAUUAUCUCAGAAUGAAUAUAAACGUGGGAUAAGUGGAUGGAAUUUCAAUCUUGAAGAUAUGAAAACUCAGGCUUCUCUGAUUCAGGAUGAGGGCCUUAUAACUGAAACUAGCCAAGGUGGGAGCUCAAGUUCUUUGUGUACACUUGAUGUACAAGAUAAACAAUUGGAAUUUCGGACGUCUUCUCAAGCUACAGAUAAGGAAGAUAAUGAUCUGGUCCAGAAUCAGCCAGCUUCUUUUGCAGCAGUUGAGGCAACAGUAAAUUUUACCAGAGUUAGAUCUGAAAGAUCUAAUGAUGAAUCAAGUGCAGCUACUUCUCUGGAACCAAAUUUGAUUUCCCCUUAUCAUGAUGUCCGCUCUGAACGUAAUUUGGUUGAAAAGCCUGUUUUGGAGUUCAAUGGAAAACCUUCUGAUAACACGACCAAACUUUCUCAUCAAAGGACAGGAACAUUUUCAGGGAGCAUAAAUAUACCAGAAACCAAUGUUCUUCUAAUUAAAGAAAGUAAUAAGCAAAGCCAGCCCAUCAAUAGUUCCAGUGGUGAUGGUGUGUCGAUUCCUGCUGGAGAGGAUACUAUUUCAGAGCUUUCUUCUAAGGCAUCUAAAUCACCAGCAGUGAACAGUUAUGAUUUUGAUGAGAAAGUAAAUGAGAAAGUAAAGCCACCGGUUGUUCAGCAAAGAGGACGUUUUAAAGUUACAUCCGAGAAUGUUCAUUUGGAAAAGGUUGUCGCACCUCCUGCACUUCCAAAGAGUCACAGCAUGAAGGUUCGUAAUUCGGAGGUUCUCAUCCCAAAUCCUAUGUUUUCACUAGGGCCUUCAUCUGGUGUCUCGCCGUUAACUCCUGCUGCCGUAUCAUCAACUCCUCCUUCCGCACCAUCAACUCCUGCUGCUGUACCAUCUACUCCUGCUGCUGCAUCAUCAACUUCUGCUGCCACAUCACCAACUCCUGCCAGUAGUCUUUUUCCACUGUGCCAGUCUGUUUUGCAGGCAAACAUUCUUCAAAGGGAGAACAUUCUCAAUGUGAUGAAGCACAUUUGUGCUGGUGACUCUAUAGCCAACCGUGCAUUUGAGGGAGUAUGCAUGCCAGCAGCUAAAGCGGCUGUCACAGAGAAAUCUUUGUUGGAAGAAGCUCAUGAUCGAGAGAAGGAGUUACGUCAUGAAAUAGCCGAGUUACAGUGGAGGUAUUUCGAUGCCAUUUGUUUUUGUUUUUUCUUUCGUCCAAAUUUCACCAUUCGAAAUGAAAAAAAAAACUUGGCUUAAACCUUGGUUUUCUAUAUGUGUAGGCUUAUUUAUGCCCAAGAAGAACUGCAGAAAUACAAAACAGAGAAUGCAGAGGUUAGUUUUUGAAACACUUUGCUCAUCUGUUUCCACUCUUCAUACUUCAACUAUAACAGCCGAUUAACCUUCAAAUUC